Anoplopoma fimbria (sablefish) is the source of this 3077-nucleotide messenger RNA. RefSeq lists its product as uncharacterized. Gene Ontology annotation, cellular component: cytoskeleton; cytoplasmic side of apical plasma membrane. The transcript is spliced from 14 exons. Gene Ontology annotation, biological process: positive regulation of hippo signaling. The record is from RefSeq and is a predicted model, not a curated record. Bases 287 to 2047 code for a protein of 586 amino acids. Lineage: Eukaryota; Metazoa; Chordata; Actinopteri; Perciformes; Anoplopomatidae.
UUGAAGAAGCUGGGUUGCAACACGCAGCGGGGAGGGGGAGAGACUGGCGUCCUCCACACUUCUGUCAUGAGUUUAUUCGGCACGGAAAAGUAGAUUUUGAGUCCGAACCGAAGCACCAAGAAGACCUGCGACUGACUUUUGAGCCCCUUCUCCUCGCACAAUGUGAUGGUGCAAUAUGGACGAACUGCCCUGGAACAGAUAAAAACGCGAAGGAUAGAAGAAGCAAGAGAAGACUGAGACAUUUCAACAGAGAGAAAGUACUUAUCACCGACCCACACAAGACAUCAUGUCCACCGUGAUAAAGCAGGAGAGAACCAUUUGUGUUCUCCUCCCCAACAAAGACCAGCUGGACAUCACUGUUGGGCCAAAGUCCACAGGACAGGAUGUUUUUAAUCGAGUGGCAGAACUUCUUGGGAUCAAAGAGCUGCACUUUUUUGGCUUCACAGUAGUGAGAGACAAUGAGCACAUCUUUUUAGACAUGGAGGAGAAACUCACCAAAUACUUUCCUAAGGAAUGGAAGCAAGAUCUUGGAAAGGGAUUACUGAAGAGACCCUUGCCUCAAGUGCUCUGCCUCAAAGUGCAGUACUACAUAGAAAACGGUAGACUCUUUUGUGAACGUAAGGCACGACAUAUAUACUACUCUGACUUGCGGGAGCGGGUGCUUCGCUCUGAAUGUCGUCAGAAGGAGGAGGUUUACUUCCAGCUGGCUGGUUACGCCUUGCAGGCUGAUCUCGGGGACCACCCGCUGCCCAGGCAGGAUAUGGAGGUCACUCCUUACUUUGAACCCAAGGAGUACUUUCCCCCAUGGAUUGUAGCUAAGCGUGGAGUGAGCUACCUCCUCUGCCAUGGGCCCAAGGUGCAUCAGGAGCUGUGGGGCAUGUCUACUCGUGAUGCCAUGCUGCUCUUCAUCAAGGAGGCAUGUCGACUGGAGGAUGUACCCGUCACGUUUUACAGACUGCAAAAGGACAAGAAAGAAGAGAGAGGAACGGCAUUGCUCGGUCUGACCCUGCGAGGAAUGCAGGUUUAUCAGGAGGUAAACAACAUGCGACAGAUGCUGUACGACUUCCCCUGGUCAAAUGUUGGACGUCUCACCUUCCUGGGUAAGAAAUUCGAGAUCCAGCCAGAUGGCUUGCCAUCAGCCAGGAAGCUGGUGUACUACACUGGGUCAUCUUUUCGCUCUCGCCACCUCCUCCUGCACCUGAGCAGCAGCCAUCGCCUCUACCUCAGCCUCCAGCCUGCCCUCAAACACCUACGCCAGCUGGAGGACAGCGAAGAUAAAAAGCGUUACAGAGAGUCAUACAUCAGUGAUGACCAGGACCCCCCUGACAGUGAGAGCAGCCCUGGUCUCUCCCGACACUCCACCGGCAGCUCUGGGAUUGAAGCUGACGCCCGCCAACACAGCAUCUCCACAGAGAUGGCCUCCAUGGAGGAGGAGGGUCAACGGCGAGCAGAGAAGUGUUUCAGCUCAGCAGCCAUCCGUGGCAGCUCCCGUACCUUCGGGUUCGACACAGCCAGUAAGGCUCGAACAGAAGACGAGGGGUGGCAAGAGGAAGAGAUCAAAACCAAUUUUGGAAGUCCAAGGGAGGUCCUUGUGGAUGAUCCUGAAGAGCUGUUCCAUUUGGCUGAUCGUCUUGAAGGAGUGUCAGUGGAUUGUUCAGAACUCUCCUUAGAGACUCGUUCACCAGAAAACAAAGCGUGUCCCCAAGACAUUGAUGGUGACCUCGGAAAAUUAUGUAACAAGGAUACGUUAGAACAGUUGCUGAACUCUAGGGCACAAGUUUGCGUGGAUCGGCACAGCCACAGUCUAGAUGAUGUACGUCUGUUUCCACCUCCAGCACCCCUGGGGACCACACUGCCACCCGAUUCCUCCCACAGCUAUACCUUUGGCCUCCCAGAUGUCUCAAAAAACACAAAGACCCCUGUUGAUCAGAGUUAUUACACUCUUUUGCACUGCCAAGCCAAACCUUCCUUUUAUGGCCGCAGGUCUACUAACUGCCUCUCCCUGGACAUGUUAAGUGACGAACAGUUCCUGGAAUUCAUACUUUGAAUACGCCAAUUACUUCCACAAAUACGCCUUCUCUUCAUUUAUUUACAGUGCAGCUGACUUGUAGGUUGCCAACACAUGAAUGUCUCAAGUGUCUUGUUUUUUUUACUGCAUGUGUUGAUUAUGACAACACGGGAUGUGUGUGUGUUUCAAUUUGCAGAGAGACAUUAUUGAAAAUGACAAGACCCCUCAUUUCUCAUAGAAAAGCUGUGGAUUAGAGAACAGAUCUAAUUCAGCAACAUUUCAAUUGGUAAACAAAGCAUAUUUAUUAAUGUUGUAUAUUGUGUACAUACUGCUUGCACUAUUUUAUUACAUUUCUUAUUGGUUUUAUUUUCUUUUAUAAGUUCAUGCUGUUAAAAUGUCUGAACAGGGUUAAUGUCAGGGGCAUAACGUUUGACAGUAACAGACAUUUUCCAUGCUAAUGUAAACACUUACAUUUUCUUGUUUUAUUCAGGAGAAACUCUGUAAGCCACAGUGCUAAUGUUUGUGCUCUUGUAUCUUUUAUACUGUUUUUAAAAACAUCAUAUUUUAUAAUAUACUCUAUUUUUCUAUAGUGUGCUCUGUCAUGCUCUUCUUAUUAGUCUGCUACAGCAAUGUAGCUGCUGAUGUGGAAAAUUGAACCUCUUUACAGCUGGUUAUGCAUUCAUCCAAAGCUUUUCUAUUCAAUACUCUCCCCUCGCUGUUGUAAUUACAACAGAAAGUGUUCUUUGUAAAGCACUAUUUCUGUAACCAGUAGGUGUAUAAUGAAUCUGCAGUAUUUUUGUAUUAUGUAACCCCCAAACAAAGAGCCUCUCUGUCUUCUUUUCUCAGACAUUAUCUUCUCUGUUUUGUAAAUGAUAAUUGGUAUGCAAAAUAACUGAUGUCUUUAGCCUAUAUGAACGCAGUUUGAACGAUUUCAAGUCUGUAAACACUUUCUUCCAAUGCCAAUAAUGUAUGAACAAAUGUCAGAAAUUCACAAUACCCAACAAUUCAUUUUUUUUUUUAUCUAAAGCAACGGUUUUUUUUUUUUACGAUAGUUAAAAUAAAUUCUUAA